Spea bombifrons (plains spadefoot toad) is the source of this 2471-nucleotide messenger RNA. It is a transcript of the gene TBC1D10B, whose product is annotated as TBC1 domain family member 10B. The transcript has 11 exons. The record is from RefSeq and is a predicted model, not a curated record. Lineage: Eukaryota; Metazoa; Chordata; Amphibia; Anura; Pelobatidae. Bases 465 to 2471 code for a protein of 668 amino acids.
GAGUAGCCCAGCUCUCCACUACUGGGACAACCUCUCAGCCCUCUCCAGGAGUAGCCCAGCUCUCCACUACUGGGACAACUCCUCAGCCCUCUCCAGGAGUAGCCCAGCUCUCCACCACGGGGACAACCUCUCAGCCCUCUCCAGGAGUAGCCCAGCUCUCCACUACUGGGACAACCUCUCAGCCCUCUCCAGGAGUAGCCCAGCUCUCCACUACUGGGACAACCUCUCAGCCCUCUCCAGGAGUAGCCCAGCUCUCUACUGCUGUGACACCAUCUCAAUCCUCCCUAGAGGCAACCUCUGUCUCCACUGCUGUGGCGCGAUCCAACACCGCUGCAGCGGCAGCCUCGGUCUCCUCCCCUGUGGCACCACCUCGUUCCUCGCCAGGAGGAGCCUCCGUCUCAGCAGCUGGGGGUUCUGCGCUUUCUCCUGUCCGUGUCCUCGAUACUUCUAGUCCACAUAGGAAUAUGUCGUCGAAGCCCCCGCUCCCUACUCCUCCGAGGUCCAACUUGUACCCUGGCCCCCCUCCAACUGUUGAUGCUGAUGCAGCCUUUCGCCAUGAAACAGCCUCGCUGUCGAGUUACAGAUCUAAAGGGCCGGCCCCCGAUACUCUCAGCUACCUAGACUCUGUCAGCCUUAUGUCCGGCACGCUGGAGUCCCUCUCUGUAUUAGAUGAUGCCAGUUCUGUGGGCUCAGACUCCGAAAUCAAUGGAGCUGCGUAUCGCAAGACCGACAAGUAUGGCUUCCUGGGCGGCAACCAGUACAGCAGUAACGGGGAAAUGUCUAUUCCCGUGGAAAUCUCCAGGCAGAGGGAGCUGAAGUGGCUGGACAUGUUCAAUCACUGGGACAAGUGGCUGAGCAGACGCUUCCAAAAGGUGAAACUCCGUUGCAGGAAGGGGAUACCGUCUUCUCUGCGUUCCAAGGCCUGGCAGCACCUCUCCAACAGCCACGAACUUCUCGCCAGGAACCCCGGCAAAUUUGAGGAGUUGGAAAGACAUCCAGGGGACCCCAAGUGGCUGGAUGUGAUUGAAAAGGAUCUGCACAGACAGUUCCCGUUUCAUGAGAUGUUUGCAGCUCGCGGAGGACACGGGCAGCAAGAUCUCUACCGUAUAUUAAAAGCUUACACCAUCUACCGGCCCGAGGAGGGGUAUUGCCAGGCGCAGGCCCCUGUCGCAGCCGUGUUACUCAUGCACAUGCCGGCCGAGCAAGCCUUCUGGUGCCUGGUCCAGAUCUGUGACAAGUACUUGCCGGGUUAUUACAGCGCUGGGCUGGAAGCCAUUCAGCUUGACGGGGAGAUCUUCUUUGCGCUCCUGCGCAGGGUUUGCCCCAUGGCCUACCGGCACCUGAAGAAGUUUAAAAUUGAUCCCAUCCUGUACAUGACUGAAUGGUUUAUGUGCAUCUUCUCCCGCACCCUGCCCUGGGCGUCCGUUCUGCGGGUCUGGGACAUGUUCUUCUGUGAAGGAGUGAAGAUUGUGUUCAGAGUGGGCUUGGUGUUACUGCGGCACACGCUGGGCUCGGUGGACAAGCUGCGGAGCUGUCAGGGAAUGUAUGAGACCAUGGAGAAGCUGCGCAGCCUGUCGCCGCAUUGCAUGCACGAGGAUAUCCUGCUGCCGGAGGUGAGUUCUCUGCCUGUCACGGAUGCUCUGAUCGAGAGAGAAAGCAAUACUCAACUGCGCAAAUGGCGAGAGAACCGCGGCGAGCUCCAGUACCGGCCGUCCCGCCGGCUGCAUGGCGCCCGCCAAAUCCAAGAGGAAAAGCAGCGUCUUAACCCGAGCCUCAGCGGCAGCCGCCUCAGCCUCGCCAGCCUCCGACGCGCUUCUCCACCCCCCACCGCGGCUGCGCAGCCAGAGUCCGUGGUGGUGUCUGAGGGCCUGCGGCCCGUGCUGCCAUCUCCCACGGCAAACAAGACCCCGCUGGGUCCACCCAAAGCAGAGACCAAGAAGACGAAGGAGAAGCAAAGGGAACAGGAGAAAAGGCGGGAAAAGGAGGAGAAAGAAGAGCGAGAGCGCCAGCGGAAAAGAGAGAAGGAAGAACGAGAACGAGAGAGGAAGCGAGAAAAGGAGGAGAAACGAGCCCAGAAGGACAAAGAGAAGGUUGACUCCAAGCCGAAGAAGGAAAGGAAGUUUUCUUUUAGGCGGAAGGAACCCUCUUCUCCUGCAUCAGAUCUGCCUCGUAAGGGUGGCCUCCUGUGCCACCCCACCCCCCAUGCCCUUGCACUCAGUCCUCACCCUGUUUAUCGCUAUGGGUGGGCACUGAGUGAGGGAGUAAGCUGCUCGCUCUGCAGGGUACGGGCGAGUAAAGAUGUGAUGCAGCUCCGCCAAGAGGGCGAAACGCUGCGCAUGUUCGGUGUUUCCCGUCAGAAGAUGCUACAGCUUUUAGUCCGUUCCGUCCCCGCUGCGGCCGCUGCUCCCCUUCGGACUUAUCAUCGAUGUGCAAUCACGAAGAGUCGGAGCCUGCGCGAAGGACGGCUGUAA